Drosophila subpulchrella is the source of this 800-nucleotide messenger RNA. RefSeq names its product transmembrane protein 70 homolog, mitochondrial. The record is from RefSeq and is a predicted model, not a curated record. Gene Ontology annotation, cellular component: mitochondrial membrane. Gene Ontology annotation, biological process: mitochondrial proton-transporting ATP synthase complex assembly. The transcript is spliced from 2 exons. Bases 68 to 778 code for a protein of 236 amino acids. NCBI's taxonomy places the organism in Eukaryota, Metazoa, Arthropoda, Insecta, Diptera, Drosophilidae.
GCAGCUCGUGUUAUUCAACGUUCAAAAAAACAUCUGUUUAUUUCAAUUAAAACUAGAAAAAUACACCAUGCUAAGUUUACGAGCGGCGCUGCCAAGAGGGAGGCAAUUUGCCUUGGCCCUGGGAAAUGCCACCCGUCAGAUUUCCCUCCCACAGAACAGCAGAUGCAUUGCCGGCUUCAGUUUCGCAAAACCCCUGCAAUUGCAACCACAAAAACUCGAGCAAUACAGGUGCCUUUCGGUGAAGUCCACGAAAACCGAUUCCGAGGAGGCACUGCAGCGGAUUUACUAUGGAACCCUGGCUCCCCGAAUGAAGGUGGUUAAGUUCUUUUCGCUCAGCACCAGCCUAGCCGGCUUGGCCGCCCAGCCCAUUCUCCUCGAACAGGGAAUGAAAAUCGGAGGAACUGGAAUGGCCGUAUUCCUGUGCACCAUCGGUGGGUUCUUCACCUUUGUCACCCCACUGCUGCUGCACUUCAUCACCAAGAAAUACGUGACGGAACUGCACUAUAAUCCCCAAACGGAGGAGUACACAGCCACCACAAUAUCCCUACUUCUGCAAAAGAUCAAGACGAAAUUCCGACCCAACGAUGUGGUUGUUCCAGAGGUUCCGGGCAUGUUCACCUCUUUUCUGGUCAACAAACGACCGCUCUUUGUGGAUCCCGCCCUUUUCGACGAUCCUGAGCACUAUGUUAAAAUCAUGGGAUACGACAAACCCAUUGAUUUCAAACUGGAUCUGAGCUCACUCCCUGAAAAGCAGUCAAAAGCAAAGGAACAGCAAUAAAGAAGAUUUACUGACACUUAAA